Molecule: messenger RNA, 1066 nt
Organism: Mercurialis annua (annual mercury)
Lineage: Eukaryota; Viridiplantae; Streptophyta; Magnoliopsida; Malpighiales; Euphorbiaceae
Product: protein LEAD-SENSITIVE 1
Exons: 3
Coding region: 109-873 (254 amino acids)
Source: RefSeq, a predicted model, not a curated record
CGGUAUCGUAUUCGCUCUAUUUCAUUAUAAACCCUAGAAAUUGAAUUGCUUGUAAUCCCAAAUUUCAAAAUCAGAAGAUAAAUCAACAAGAAAGAGAGAAAGGGCAUCAUGGGGCUAUUUUCUAAUCGGAUUAAAAGGGAGAGCUUGAAACCAGGAGAUCAUAUUUACUCAUGGAGGGCUGCUUAUGUUUAUGCUCAUCACGGAAUUUAUAUUGGGGAUGAUAAAGUGGUUCACUUUACCAGACGCGGUCAAGAAGUAGGAACAGGAACAGUGCUGGAUGUCCUCUUAGUUAGCUCAACACCAGCUAAAUCUCAUGUGACUUGCCCCGAAUGCACUAUGCAGGAAGAUGGGCAUGGAGUUGUUCUCUCAUGCCUUAACUGCUUCCUUGCUGGCGGUAUAUUAUAUCGCUUCGAGUAUGAUGUCAACCCUGCUCUCUUUCUUGCAAAGGCACGUGGCGGAACCUGUACACUUUCUCCUGCAGAUUCGGAUGAUAUUGUUGUACAUCGGGCAAAAUAUCUUCUUGAGAAUGGUUUUGGAUGUUACAAUUUGUUUAAGAACAAUUGUGAAGAUUUUGCGAUUUAUUGCAAAACCGAGCUACUUGUUAUUGAUCAGGGAACAAUGGGUCAGAGCGGCCAAGCAGCAUCUAUUAUCGGGGGGCCUCUUGCAGCUGUUCUAUCCACACCAUUGCGUCUCCUCACCACCAAUGUGUAUGGAAUGGCGGCAACAGCUGUAGGAGUUUAUUGCGUUAGCAGAUAUGCUACGGAUAUUGGCAUGAGGAAGGAUGUGGUGAAGGUCUCAGUGGAGAAUAUGACAAGAAGAUUGGCGGGUCAGGCCGUUGCAGCAUUAGGUGCGCCAAUCCAAGAGACGAGGUAGUUUUUGAUUCUUAAUAACUAUAUUAAACUAACUAAUUGAAACUGACCUUUGUUCUCGGUCGUUGUUGGUUUGGUUUGGACUAAAAUGAUUUCAAGCAAGCAUGUAAGUUGCUGCUGCUUUAAAAUGGCUUCUGUUGUAACUUUACCUGCUUCGGACUAUAUUCGAAUUUAUUAUGAAGUAUGAUUCGCAAAUA